GGAGUGCUCGUACAUAUGCCGCACGUUUGUUCCAAUAACGAUAAUGGGCAUUCAGUUGAUAGUAUUGAAUUGAGAAAAGUUCACGCCACAGACGAGAUUAUGACCGCCACAGUGGAGACGGUUUCCGAGCAAUUGGAUUUAGCUUCCAUUUUGCCUGCGGAUAGAGCUAUAGCACGUUCUAUAACGCUCUCCGAUGCAGAUGUAGGUAGCGCCAAUGUAAGUGUAACCAAGGCAUCGGUUAUUGGAGAGAAUGGCGGUGCAAAUGGCAGUACUGGCGGUGGAGUUGGUGAAAAUGGCAGCGUAUCGGAUGAUGAGGACGAUGAAGAAGAUGGCGAAGAUUUUUGGCAUACAUCGGUUGGUAAAUUUAAAUUUACCUUAGAUCAAUUGCCACAACCUCUACAGUACAUACAUCAACUUUUGACGGAAAUUCCUACUAUAAAGAAACCGGAAAUUCUCUAUUAUAUACUACAAUGUCUCAAUGUAAUGACACUACAUGGCGAUGCUUUGGCUAAAGCAGCACGCGAGCAUCGUGGCUUUUUCAUAUGGUGCCAAGAAAAUUUAUUAAUUAAAAACCUCUGGGAACUUUGCAACGCCGAGCAUUCGCACAUUUGUCAGGCUGGCGUACCACUACUACUCCAUUGCAUAACCCUACCACUGGGCUCGGAUGUAUUUUGGCGUGUCGUGCAGGAGGCCUUUCACGACACCGACUGGCGUGUACGAUUCACAGCAGUGGAGCGAGUUACCGUAAUUACACGUUUCAUGGACUCGACCCCAUUGCGCACCGAAGUCGGACUGCAGACAGCGCUCGCUACGGCAUUCUGUCAUCUGAUCGCCAGCAUGGACGACAUCAACGUGUAUGUAGCGCAGCGGGCGACGCUCUAUAUUGGAACCAUACAUGACAUGGCAAUUCGGUCACUGCUCUUCUGCUUGGAAUCGCAAUUCGAUUUGUUCAUCGUGGAUCGUCCGGUAGUUUUACAAUCUGUCUAUCAGCUACAUAAUUCGCUAUCCGAUCGCAGAAUUCUCAAUUGGGAAUUCUUUUUGAAUCGUUUCGACACGCUAUUUGUAGAGGCGCAAAUUAAUUUGGAGAAAUGCGGCGAUAUUUCAUAUCUACGCGAUUUACGUAAUUCCGAGAAUGGCAGUGAGGCACUAUCGUCCAAGAUAUUGAAAGCGCGUGAGGCGCUAAGUCAAUCGGAUACCAGCGGCAGCAUGGCCAAAACGCUUAGUGCUUCAUUUGGUACCAAGUGGCCGUACAAGCGUACAAUGUCUGCACCUGCGAGCAUGAUACCACGACAGGAUUCCAAAUUUGUUCCAGAAAAGGAGAAAAUCUACAGUCGACAAAUAUCAGCGCCUAUACUCAAGCGGAAGACAUCACGUUUCGGUUUGGACGGUCAUAUUCACUCGCUAGGCGGCAUUAAUGAUGACAACCUUAUCGGCCUGCUGAGCCGCAUUACCGAGCUGGAGGAGUCCGAUCGUGAAACCAUACAUCUGCUGGUUUUCUUGCUUAUGCAGUUUAUGUCACGCACCGAUCAGGCAUUCCCCUCGGAAGAUAAACCCAUCUCCAAGACGCAAAAUAUUGUGCUCAAACAUUUAUUUUUGCUUCUGGGUCACAAUCAGAUCGACAAGACUUUCCACACAACACCGGAGAAUCUACGCGCUUCGGCAGUUUUCAAUGCUUUUCUUGCUAAUCUACCACAAGUAUUGGAUCAAAAUCACUUGAUCGGCGGUCUUAUACUUCCCUCGGUUAUGCAGAUCAUAUUGUAUGCGCCUAAUCCUAGUAACACGGCUGCCGAUUGCUACCAAAAUUUGGUGUUCAACUACUCGCUUUGGUAUUUGGAACAAUAUCCACGUCGUAAUUGGAUGCUUACCAUUCUUGUGGUGCUCUACAAGUAUUCAUAUACCCAGCCUCCGCAUAGCGCCUAUGUCAUUUCGGCUAUGCGCAUGGUUAUGAACAGUUUGCGCAACCAUUUCCAUCAAUGUCGUCGCAUACCGACUACUACCAUAUUGGACAUACAAGGCACAUCGCGUUCGCGCGACGUUAGUCAACCCUCGCUGGGCACAGAUCCCGAUGAUAAGGAUCCCAGUCCACCGGCCAGUCCAAUGUUUCCCUCAGAGGGCACAAGCGCAGCCUCUAAGAGCAAGGGACAGAAUGUGGCUUUUACACCGAAACUGCAGCACGCAUUCCGCAAGUAUAAUGACUCCAGCCUAGAGGCCGAUGAAACGGAAUCGGAACUGGUUGCGAUACCUGAAAGUGAUUUGUCAGAUAGCACUUUGCAUGGCAGCAGCGCGCCGGGUUCAUUUGAUGAUACCGUGCACUUCGAAGAAACACCGCUUGGUAAGGCAGAUAUGCAGAGAGCACGCGGCCCGCGUGCAAUCGAGUAUGAAGAGAAAACCAUGAAGCCACAUCACAAGUCCAUGAUUACUACCAAAACCGGCGACACUUACACAACAAAAAUUAGAACAUCGGGUGCACAAGAAGCCGUUAGCACCACAGUCGUUACCACGCAUGCGCGUCAUAGUUUACAAGAGGGCGUACGCAUGAUCGUUACUCCGCUAGUGGGCCCCGAUACCGCUGCCGAGACGGCUAUUGUCAGUCCACCCGUUGAUGUGCAUCGCGCCAUCACAGUGCGCAAUAAGUCACUUGAGACUGCAGCCGCCUCGACAUCGAAAAUGUUUGCCGCGAUUGCCACGAAUCAUUUGAAAGCUUUGGGCGCCCUGCAAGAUAUACAAACCAUGUCUAGCGAUAGUAACUCGAAGUCGCUAACAUCCAGCAAUGGUAAUCGAUCGACCAAUAGCAGCACUGAGAGCUCAGACAAGCGAAAACAACAACAACAACAGACAGCCAUGCAUUCACAACAAACACAAUUGCAGCAACAACAGCAGCAGCAUCAGGCUGCUACUUCCAAGAAGCCAAUUGGUCGCCACAAGACCAUCGUGGAAUGCAGUGCUGGCACUUCUUCUUCAUCUACAGGCACCGAUGACUCGCGUCUCAGCGCAAAUCACAAGAAACCCACGGGAAAAUCGCUAAAACGCUCCGAUAAAGCAUACGCUUCCCCCGAUUCGCCACUCUCCAAAAUGAGUGUCAUGCCUAAUCCAGUCGAUGAGAUGGACGCCGCCAAGCCUGCAUCGAAAAGUAUAGCCGCACUCGAAAUACCCACACCAGAACGUUUAUUACCGAUUGGCACACACGAGUCUGUUGGUGGCUUGGUUGAUCGCUUGCGCGAGGGUCAUAUACCAGACAUCAGUCACCUCAAACAGGACAGCCUCGAUGUGUCUGAGAGCACCAAGGAUGAUGUGACGCCCAGCAGUCGUACCACAUCACCACGUCGCCUCAUUAAACAGGUGGCACUCGAAUCGCCACCAAAUGCAAGCGGCGCAGGACAACAAGAUCUACACUCUUCGAUAUUAAGGAGCGUCACACAGGAAGUUAAACCCGCCAUUAGCGUUGCGGCUGCUACAAGUGCGGGUGGAAUGCAUGCAGCGGGUAAACCAGAGCCACCAAAACGUCCACGUCAGAAAUUGGCACCCUUCAAUGUCGAUGCAAGCGCUAUACCAGACAUACGCUCACGUUUUGCUGGUGCAUGGCCGCCACCACCUUAUCAGCCGCCAGAAGAGCUGGACGACGAUGCGGAAGAAAGUAAUGAGAACGGUAAUGGACAUAGUAGUGCAGCAGCGCAGCCGAAUCGUGUGAGUACACGCCGAGUUGGUGAUUAUACAAUUUGUGAUCGUUGCACUGAUUGUGGUGCCCUCAUCGAGGAAUAUACUGAUGAAGAUAUUGGCAUAUUAAUUGUCAUACUCGGCACAUUCAUACAUCGUGAACCGGCAAUGGCAGCACCAUUUCUACCAGAGAUAUUAACGCUCACAUCAAGAAUCUGCUUAACAUCCACACACUCCUGGCAGGGCGAGAAUGGACCAGCACUGGUUUGCAGCGCACAAGCUGUGUCCCUACAAUUCAUACGUUGCGUGCUACAUCAAUUGGCGCCCAACGGCAUCUUCCUGCAAAUCUUCCAAACGCAAGUAAAAAUGAAAGUGCGUCACAACUCAUUCCGCAGCAUUGCUCGCGCACUGCAGGACUUCCAGGAGCUCAACGCCACACAUCCUAUUUAUAUGGUAUGCGAAUCGUUGCAAUCCAAAAAAUCGCUACCGAUCGAGCAGCUGCCAGUAAUCUUCCGCAACAUGGCCGAGUAUUUGCACUGUGUGCCGACAGAGCUGACCACUGGACCGGGCGUAUGGCAGCAGGCCAUGCAAGCGAUGGAAUCGCUGCUGCGGCAAGUCAUUGUAUUGCUACCAAAUCUGGGCAAUCCAGAACAUUUGCUCGACAUAAUGGUGGCCACACUGAAGCUGAACAUUGUGCCAAAGACACUGCUGGAUCCCUACUCAAAAAUAAUUGGCUUUUGCGUGCAGAAUACAAAUUUGGAAUACAAUACCAUAUACGAGCUCUGUACGUUGAAUAUGCGUUCGUUUUCGAAGGAUCGCGACAAAAUGCUACUUUGUCGACAAUUGAUUUUCGAAUUUGUGCAAGCCUUGAAAUUCAAAACUAACAUUCCCGAUAAUAAUUUGCUGAUGAUCAUUGGGUUCGUGUUGCACGAUGCUGGUGGUACGCUGCCGCCUGGCACACUAGCUGGAUUGCCGGAGACCGCACCACCGUUGAACACUAAUGCGGCAGAUUGCAUGCGACAGUAUGUAAAUGAUGUAAUUGAUUUUCUGGCGGACUUUCAUACGCUGAGCAAAAUCAAAAACUUCAAAAAUGGACACGUCCAAAACGGCCUAGGCGAAGAUACGCUGGGUGGCGUAUUGAAGGGCGCAGUUGCACAAUAUCUGGCACUGGAGAUGUCGCGCGGCAAUACACGCGACAACAAAAGCAGCUCGCGUUAUCUGCCUUGGCUCAAUAAUGCGCCCUCAUCGCUGCAGCAGGGUCCUAAAGAGUUCACCGAAUGCGUUGGCCAUAUGCGCCUACUCUCGUGGCUGUUGCUUGGCUCGCUCACACACCUAGCGCUGACUCAACGCCGCCACGAACAUCAUACCACACCCAUGCCGCCACAGCAGGUGCCACCGACUGUGCCACCAGCCGCAGUACACUAUCAGCAUCAUCAUCAACAGCCCAGCGCCGCAGCGCCCAUUGCCAUGCCAGUCUCACAGGAGUCCUCUUGCCACAUUGCCGAUCAUAUUCAAGUUAUUUUCGCUGGCUUUGCUGAGCAAUCGAAGACUUCGGUGCUCCAUAUGUCAUCACUUUUUCACGCCUUCACGCUGUGUCAAUUGUGGACCGUGUAUUUGGAGCAUAUCGCGCGUACCGCCAGCAAUGCGGAGGGCAAUACGAUGGGUGUACUAUUUGAAUUUUGGGCUAAGGUUACGCCGUGUAUAUUACAGCUGGUUUCGCAUGCGCGCCCAUCGAAUCAGAGUACUGGGGCUGGUGUUGGAGGUGGCGGUAUUGCUGAUUUUACACAAAACCCAAAUGCGAAGCUUUCCGAAAUGGUGAAUCUUCACUUUCUUAGCCUACUCGAGGCGCUCAAAGAAACAAACUCUACCAUAUUAGGCAAACUUUUGCCACUUUGGAGUCCAGUCUUGUCCUCGCAAACCCAGCUAUCCGACACUCUACACGUACGCCUACAAAACGUACGCGAUUAUGCACCAAACUACGAGGAACAACAGACUCAUCCCUCGGAUGCAUUACUAAAAUGGCUGCAGCGACUACAAUUCAAAAUGGGUCAGAUCGAACUACAAGCAUCCACAGCCACACAAUUUUAUUCAAUUUAAGAUAUAAUAUGCAUGUACGAAUAAUUUAUGAUUUAUUAGAAAUUUUACAAAUUUGUGUACUUUACCGUGGGACGAAAGCACAGCUUUCAACAAAAUAAGUAUUUACGUGUAUAAACACCACCUUUUAAGCUUGAAUGUUAUACAAAUGUCUCAAGAACUCUACAUAUGUAGGUGUGUGGUUAAUUGUUCAACCAUGUCGUUAAUAGUAAGAAGUUCGACUAAUAAAUUAACAUCCAAAUAAUCA
This is a messenger RNA of Rhagoletis zephyria (snowberry fruit fly), 5995 nucleotides long. RefSeq names its product UNC-79 domain-containing protein. The record is from RefSeq and is a predicted model, not a curated record. Gene Ontology annotation, molecular function: protein binding. NCBI's taxonomy places the organism in Eukaryota, Metazoa, Arthropoda, Insecta, Diptera, Tephritidae.